GCCCUUCGAAGCACCUUCGAGGGAGCAGCGUACUCCUUAUAUACACUAUCCUAGUGGGCCAUAAGGCCCUAUCCGUACUAGUGCCUCCUACCCCUGACACAGUUAAUCCGUGGAAAUAGUCGGACAAAGCAUGGUCGACGAACACAGCGCAGCUCCAGCAGACUGCGGGGCUCACAGCCACGGCGUGACAGUUGCCCGUUAUCAUAGCCGGACUCAACAUACACGACUUCAGACUUCUUGCUGUCACUUAUCUCGACAUAAAACAAGUAUCUAUAAUGUCCUGUUUAUUAUGUGCAUCUAUUCGAUAUUGAAGCUGGCGAAGGGGGAAACGUUGGGAGUUCGGUACUUGCAUAAAGCCGCUGGUUUCGGAGAGGCUGGACGCUGCAAGAAUUACGAGCCCCUGAAUGUAAGUAUUGUUUUCUUUGAUCGAAACUGGAAGGCCUUCGGCAGAUUCAGAUGCGAUAAUAUUGCCUUGCAUCGACUGGACAUGAUCGAAAUGCUGCCUUCCAUAACGCACAUAAACAAGGACAUACUACGUCGUAGAGAUCAAAUAGAAUAUGUCAACGCAGCCGGCAAACCACCUACGAGUCGAUAAAUGCGUAUCUACAACAGGUCUCGACAGACGGAUAGAUAAUUGGAGGUGCCUGGGACAGCACUAGGUUAGUCCCUAUUACUCAAUCACGAAGUAGACAAAGGUUAGGUAGAGGUACACAUGAGAAUACGCAGCAG
Messenger RNA from Daldinia caldariorum, 729 nucleotides. RefSeq lists its product as uncharacterized. The record is from RefSeq and is a predicted model, not a curated record. The transcript has a single exon. Bases 131 to 595 code for a protein of 154 amino acids. NCBI's taxonomy places the organism in Eukaryota, Fungi, Ascomycota, Sordariomycetes, Xylariales, Hypoxylaceae.